AAAACCGGUCUAAAACGAUGCAGGAAACGAGCGUCUAGACUUUGACGUCACCAUGGAGGCUGAUGCAAACUCCUUCCACGUGGAGUUCCCGGAUUUCUCCUGCUCGCUCCUGAAGAAACUGAACCAGCAGAGGCAGCGUGGCCAGCUCUGCGACCUCAUCGUGUCCAUCGGCGGCCAUCAGUUUCGCGCCCACCGCGCCGUCCUGGCCGCAAGCUCGCCGUACUUCUGCGAUCAGGUGCUUCUGAAGAACAGCGCUCGCGUGGUGCUCCCGGACGUCAUGCCUCCGUGCGUUUUCGAGCAGCUCCUCUUAUCCUGCUACACCGGAGGACUUUCGGUGCCGUCUGGAGAAGUGGUGUCCUUUCUUACAGCCGCCAGUUUUUUACAGAUGUGGCAUGUGGUGGAUAAAUGCACCGAGCUACUGGAGGUUGGAAACAAGAAAAACAGCAGCGGAGGGAACUUCGAGCACAGCUCAUCCCCGAAAUGUGACGUGUACGAGGAUAAUAUUGAAGAUCUAGUGGAUGAUGGCAUUACUAUUCCUGCCUUGGAAAGCGCCGGAUGCUCGUCUCCUGAUGCGCAGAGCAGCGAGAAUGGAUCGGACGCAAUGGAAAGCCACUGCUCUAGACCCGCGUAUGUGCCGCCGAGCAUCAUGGGACAUCGAAAGAAGGUGCACGUUAAAGCGGAAAGGCAAACUCGGGAAGCCUGCGGUGGGUUGUUUGGCUCAGAACACACUGCGAAUGAUUCUGACGAAAACAACGGCAACACCGUCGAAGAUUGUUUCGACGAGAAGUUAACAGAGUGUCUGGAUCGGGAUUGCACUUAUGAAGAGCCUCUGGAUUUCUACGGGAGCUCCAUGGAGGGGUUUUCUCAAACCGGAGACGAGCUUUCUAAUCCAGAGUCCAAGGAGAAACUUCAGGCGGAUGGGAAUAAUACAGAUGGUCCUAAAGAUGAAUCUCCUGCCGACAGUGAGCAGACGUCCCACUCAGGGUUUGCAUCGGUGGUUUAUAAGCUGUAUCCGUGUCAGUGCGGCAAAAGCUUCACGCAUAAAAGUCAAAGGGACCGGCAUAUGAGCAUGCAUCUGGGUCUGAGGCCGUUCGGUUGUGCCGUCUGUGGAAAGAGCUUUAAGAUGAAGCAUCACCUGGUGGGUCACAUGAAGAUCCACACGGGGAUUAAACCGUACGAGUGCAGCUUGUGCUCCAAGCGCUUCAUGUGGAGGGACAGCUUCAACCGGCACACCUCCACCUGCGCCAAAGCCCAUCAGACCCGACGGGCCUCGCAGACCUGCUAGUGUUCAUACAAUUACCAGAAUGCCAAACAGAUUUUAAAAACAAGCACCUCAGUUUUGAACAGUGAGUUCGGUUUAGUUUAGUUGUUCAGGUGUACACUGCUAGUCAGAGGUUUGGGUUAAUUAUGUGAUUUAAAAAAGUCUCUUAUGUAUUUUUUUGUAUCGAGUUUGGUACCAAUUGGUAAUGAAAUUUUAAAAACGUCCAUUUCCCGCUAACAUUUGGGCGAUGUUGAAUGCGUUCUAAACACCGCUGAUUUGCCUUUAGCUGCGUCCAAAACCGCCUAUUCAAUAGGUACUGCAUUUGAA
This is a messenger RNA of Danio rerio (zebrafish), 1588 nucleotides long. It is a transcript of the gene zbtb43, whose product is annotated as zinc finger and BTB domain containing 43. Gene Ontology annotation, cellular component: nucleus. NCBI's taxonomy places the organism in Eukaryota, Metazoa, Chordata, Actinopteri, Cypriniformes, Danionidae. The record is from RefSeq and is marked provisional.